Pecten maximus is the source of this 3648-nucleotide messenger RNA. Its product is annotated as protein PIF-like. The transcript has 11 exons. The record is from RefSeq and is a predicted model, not a curated record. Gene Ontology annotation, molecular function: chitin binding. Lineage: Eukaryota; Metazoa; Mollusca; Bivalvia; Pectinida; Pectinidae. Bases 1 to 3615 code for a protein of 1204 amino acids. Gene Ontology annotation, cellular component: extracellular region.
AUGUUCCCACGUGACUUCGUGGAUGAUGGUUUCACUACCGUGGACCAUGGAUGUACGAUGUUCCCACGUGACCUCGUGGAUGAUGGUUUCACUACCGUGGACCAUGGAUGUACGAUGUCCUCACGUGACCUCGUGGAUGAUGGUUUACCGAGAACCAUGGAUUGUGCUCUGAAACUCGACCUCGUAUUCAUCAUAGACGGUACCAGUGCUGUUCCCCCUCAUGACUUCUCUAAACUCAAACAAGCGGUACUUGCGCUCCUCAGGUGCAUGCAUGAGCGGGACCAGGUACACGCCGGAGUUAUUGUGUACGGAUCUACACUGGCUCGCCCCAUACCCCUCUCUGGCGACAGGAACAAGCUCGUGGAGUUGGAGGGGGUCAAUCCACCGAUGGGACAACCUGAAACACAUAUCGCACUGUUAAACGGAAGAGCCCUGUUUCGGAAACGAGGCAGGCCACAAGUGAAGAAAGUUGCAGUUUUCUUAACUAGUGGGUUAGGAAAGUUUGCACAGGAGACAAUUCAACAGGCAGAACAUGCACGUAAAGAGGGAUAUAGACUGAUUGUGGUCACCUUGGCGAGUGAAGUAGAGGGCGCUGACCAGUUACCAUGGCGACCCGGAGAUAUCUUUAAACUGAAAAAUGUCAACGAAAUGGUGGAAGAACUUGGAAAAAUAGCCAGGAAAAUAUGUUCUGUUGCCCAUGCGGAUGUUGUCAAGCCCCUAGUAAACCAAAACAGAACAUCCUCGUUUACAAGGCAACCAAGCAAUGGUCACGAAGCCCUUGGGGAUAUUGCUGAGGCUCUCAGAGGGAAGACGGAUGGCGACGCUUCAGAUAUGUGUUCACAAAGUAUCCUGAUAGAAGGGGUUGGAUACGCCCGUCAUCCCAAGGAGUGUGACAAGUUAGUCCAAUGUUUCCUAAAGGAAAGUGGAGCGUGGUACUACGUAGUCCAAUCCUGUGGAGUGGGGGAAUUCUGGGACCAGGAACUACUGGCAUGCCGAUUAGCUGAAGUUGUCGACUGCCCUAACGACAGGUGUAAGGAUCCGUCUGUGACGUCAGUGCCCCACUCUGACAACUGUAAAGCAUAUUACCACUGCGAGAAGGGUCAUUCCGUGGGUCAGUGCUGUCCGGGUGGAUCAACGUUCGAUUCAGAACGAGGCUGUGUAAACCAUACCGCAUGUCCUCAGGAAUGUGUGCCGGAAACGAGUCCAAAACCAGGUUUUUGUGACAGAGCGGCUGUGUUUGCCAGACCGGAAGUGUAUAGUCAAUACAUCAGCACCGGAUCGUACUGGGUAGAGAUGCCCUGUGCAAACGGAAGUUGGUACAACGACCGGAAAUGCAGAUGUACCGAGGAGAUAGUGAAACCUUGGGGCACUGAUUCCAACAGCAGGACUUCAAUGUGUAAACCCGAAGUCUACCUACCUUUCUGUGGCGGACUAACGGAUCACUCUGGACAUGGCAACGUCAUCGAGAACGAGGGUGACCGCGUCUUUGUGAUUGACGGGAAGGCUUACUUUAAUGGCCACUCAACUCUCUACCUUCCAAGUUUUUCGAACGCUCACUACGGCGAUUCGGUCGUCAUUAAGCUCAAGUAUAAGAUGGCAAAACGUAAACUAGAUCAUGGUGACUCCGAUGAAUACAGCGACUUUGACUAUUACAACCCGGAUGAUGACAGCUACGAUUUUAACGAUGAAUAUGAUGAAGACGAGGACAACAGAUUAUACAAUACGAUGGCACUUGUCUCCAAUGGCGACUGUGAUAACGAUUACACCUGGUCCGGAUCAUGUUACGAGAACCCAACCAUCACCAUAGCGACGAACAGACGGACAACCAUCUUUAACGUUUACACGUCCGAGGAUGAACAGGAAACACAGAUGGAGGUACACAAGAAACUACGUAAAAAAGAACACGAUGAAUUGGAUGUGGAUUAUUAUGACGAUGAAUACUACUCGUAUCUGUUCGAGAAUGGGUUUCAUGACGAUUCCAGCAACUGUACAAAUGACACAUGGGAUGACGAAUGGCGUACUGUGAUGUUCCUGGUCCACAACAAUUCAUUCAGUGUUUACGACAACAGUCUUCAUGACCAAAGUAGAGUUUCUGGUUAUGUGAGAACUACGUCAGCAGGACUUCAGUUUGGCCAGGGUUCGGGAUUCAGAAACUUCAAAGGAUAUAUGGACGAGAUCUACGUGUACCUCUGUAGACCAAACGACAGCGACCUGUUUGAUGAAGCCGACACCACCGGAUCUGAUUCUACGGUAACCGAGGUUAACAUGGACGAAACCACCAGAUACACACCUUCCGAUGUCACGAAACAUCUUUCCUCUCCAUCAACUUCAAUCGGAACGACGCAAGCUGAGACGUCUGGUGACGUCUUGGACUACAGCAGCGAAAGUUCAUUGAUGACGGAAUCCACGGUGACGGAGUACGAUGAAGUCUAUCUUACACGUAUCAUUACGGAAGCGUUGGACUCGGAGUUUUCAACAACCAUGGGAACAAUUGAUUUAUCGGAAGUGACGUCACUCAGUGAGAGUACAACAUCAGUUAGAGAAUCAUUUACAGCAGAAUCUUUAACAACUGUAUCUGAUUCGGAAACAACUUUAAAAAAUAGUUCAUCAUCUUUUAACUCUACAUCAUCAUCAUCAUCACCCAUCGAGAGUACUUCAUUACCUGUUACAGAAUCAUCAUCACCCAUCGAGAGUACUCCAUUACCUGUUACAGAAUCAUCAUCACCCAUCGAGAGUACUCCAUUACCUGUUACAGAAUCAUCAUCACUCAUCGAGAGAACAUCAUCACAUGUUACAGAAACAUCAUCAAAUCCAUUAAGUACUUCUUCAUCAGUUUUCUUUGAUUCAUCACAACCGGUGAUAGAAGAUACAGAAAAAAUCACCGAAACAUCAUCAAUUUCUUCACCUACUAACUCUUCACAUUCAAAUUAUCAAACGACUUUUGAACCAGGUGUAAAAGAAUACAUCACCGAAAGUGAACUUCCGCAAACAGACAUUUACUUCAAAAAUCGCUACAACGUCACUUCCGUUUCUGGUAUUUUGGAAGAAAGUGAUUCAUAUAAUACCUCGAGCCAACAUAACAGAACUACGCCCCUAGGUGGUGAUGUUGACAGUUUGAUCAUACCUACUUCCAGUCUACGUGGUAUCGUUCUUAACAAUAACUCAUUUUUAUCAUUACUUACAGGUAAAAAUACAUAUUUAAAGUCAACAACAGCUGUUGCAAGUAUACAACUUGGAAAUGAUACUCUACGGCUACAUAAUAAUAGUGAAAAUAAUGGAAAUUGUUGUAUCGAUUCUCAAAUACAUGGUGCUACAAAGGGGCACAAUCACACUGCUCAAAGUAUUCUCAAGACAAAUGGUGCUAUUAUCCACAACGAAAAUGGUGAAUAUAUCGAUAAAGAAAGACGAAGAGCCAAAAACAAUAGUCUUACAACAGCUAUACAAUCUACAGACGACACCACCGCCGGGGCUGCUACAUCCCAAGGGUCCUACGUUACACAAUCAGUUAAUUUUUCAAAGUGGCUAUUUGCCAAAUUUGAUAGUGAUUAUCACAGCGAGAAUAGACGAUCCCAUGAUAGUGAAGCUAACGUGACUGGAUGGCGACCAGAACAUUGAUUAUACUUUAGUAAAGAUAUUUUUAUGAAUAUA